This is a messenger RNA of Nematostella vectensis (starlet sea anemone), 1441 nucleotides long. RefSeq lists its product as uncharacterized. The record is from RefSeq and is a predicted model, not a curated record. The transcript is spliced from 3 exons. Bases 106 to 537 code for a protein of 143 amino acids. NCBI's taxonomy places the organism in Eukaryota, Metazoa, Cnidaria, Anthozoa, Actiniaria, Edwardsiidae.
CAUAGCACAGGAAACCCAGUAAGAAGCCCUGGGUCUAGGCUGAUUGACACCUUUCCGCGCGCUUUCUGCACGGACUUUCUAAUAAAUUUCUGAUUCCAUCUUCCAAUGACUGGUCGCCUGAUGACCACUCAUGCUCGUGAAAAUCCGCGCAUAAUUCAACGCUCCAGCCGUCCAGCUGUUCGACCGAGAAAAGGAGUAAACACUUUUGAAGGAGCAGAAGCGUCUUCGACCAAUUUGACCAGCGCAAUGAGACUGCUUCUGUUCUUUACUGUGUUAGAGAUAAGCUUGAGUUUUAUACAGUCGGUGGAUGGGAAUGAAUCUGAUUGCCCUUGCGCGUCUCAUCAGUGCGGUAACUGCUACUGUUGCUUGAGCGACACAGAGGAAAAGGCAAUGGAUGGGGCUGCAUCACAAAUUAAGAGGGCGAUUUGCCCGUGUGUUUCGCAACAGUGCGGGAGUUGCUUUUGCUGUUUAAAUCACAAUGAUCGCUUCAGAUGCGAAACUGGACAAGAGAUAACAACGAGAACACUAAGUAGAUAAGAUGCGUUAAGUUUCAGUUUAAUUCCUUCUUGGUACGGCUAAUGUGUUUGCUAUCUAAAAGAGCAUAGAUAUAAAAAGUCUCUGGGUGUGCAACCAGAAGAAGAAUGUUGGACAAACAAAGCUAGUUUGAACGGACAGUGGAUAACGCAUUAGCGAAAGGACAGUGUAGUCUCGUCUUUAACAUCAUUCAUGUCAUUUUCCUAUGGUUUAUUUUGUUAUUGUUUUAAAAGCUCGCAGUUGUAAACUUGAAAAAUACAUUUUGUAUCUUUUUCCUUUUUAUUUGUUGUGAAAAAUGUUGUGAAAAUCAGGGCGAAGAAGACGCACGAGGAGAAGGAAGCGAGCGGGAAGGCAGGAAGGGGAGUUUUUCGCACAGGUAUCCCAAGCUCACAGUUUGUGAUCUGACUCUUAGUUUGUAGUAAACACAUGGAGUUAAAAUGAGCUGUUCAUUCUACUAUAAAAUAAAAUAAAAUAUAAAAAAACCUAAAUAAUAUUUGCAUUGUUGUGUCUUCAAUGUAGUCUCGAUGAAAUUCUAAGCUAUUUUAGCGAGUAGUGUGCGAGCUACGCUGUGGAGUUUCCAAUAUGUAUGUAUUUCAUAGUAUACUACUUUAAACUAAGAGUCAGAUCUAAUCAGAUUACAUACUGUGAGCUUGGGAUACCUGUGGUUUUCCAUGUGAUUUCAAACGCUCUCCGCCUUGAACGGCUGCGCGGUAGAAUGUUCACUCGAAGGUUGUAGCCAAUGAAUGUCUGCCAUAACGAACGUUUUUUCGUGUUAUUUUAUAAAAAAAAAUUUUGUUGGAGUGAUAAACUCGUGAAUCAAAGUGUGAUAGUCAAAUUGUAACAGUCAGGAAAACACAAAAGGGAACAAUGGAAUAAAAGAGCGUAAUAAAGUGUAAUUCACGGGUUA